Musca vetustissima is the source of this 713-nucleotide messenger RNA. RefSeq lists its product as uncharacterized. The record is from RefSeq and is a predicted model, not a curated record. The transcript has a single exon. Bases 24 to 713 code for a protein of 229 amino acids. NCBI's taxonomy places the organism in Eukaryota, Metazoa, Arthropoda, Insecta, Diptera, Muscidae.
AAUCAACAAUAGCUCGAUAGAAAAUGCGUGCCCUCAUUGUAUUGUGUUUGGUGGCCGCCGCUUGUGCCCAAUAUAACUAUGGUGCUGGUGUCAGUUCCUCCUCAUCAUACACUGCAUCUGGUAACUAUGGUGCUGGUAGCAGUGUAACUCCUUCCUUCGCUCCUCAAGCUACCACUUUGGAAAAGGAAUUCUAUACAUUCACCGCCAAUGAUGCUGAUUUCAAUGAACCCGCUGCAUCCAACCAAUACAACGCUGUUGCCAAGAAGGGUCUCCGCGUCAUCUUCAUUAAGGGUCCUGAAAACAAUGGCUUGGAAAAUGCUGCCUUGGCUUUGGCCAAACAAGCCGCUGAACAAAGAACUGCCAUCUAUGUUCUCAACAAACAAGCUGAUAUUGCUGGUUUGGCUGAUAAAUUCAAUGCAAUCAACAACAAUGUGAAUCACAAACCUGAAGUUCAUUUUGUCAAAUACCGCACCCCCGAAGAUGCUGCCAACGCCCAACGUGCCAUUCAAAGCCAAUACGAUAGUUUGGGUGGUACUUCCCAACAUUUCAAUGGUGGUGUUGCUCCCGCCUUGAACUUUGCCUCGCAAGCUUCUCGUGGUCCUUUCGCUGCUGGUUCAGCUCAAUCUAGCCAAUAUUUGGCUCCUGCUGCCACUGGUAUUCCAAGUGAAAGCUAUUUGCCACCAGCUAUUUUGAAUCGUCUUCGUCACAAGUAA